This is a messenger RNA of Hemiscyllium ocellatum (epaulette shark), 3821 nucleotides long. Its product is annotated as solute carrier family 26 member 9-like. The coding region runs from base 157 to 2529 and encodes 790 amino acids. The record is from RefSeq and is a predicted model, not a curated record. Gene Ontology annotation, molecular function: sulfate transmembrane transporter activity; bicarbonate transmembrane transporter activity; chloride transmembrane transporter activity. The transcript has 21 exons. Gene Ontology annotation, cellular component: membrane. NCBI's taxonomy places the organism in Eukaryota, Metazoa, Chordata, Chondrichthyes, Orectolobiformes, Hemiscylliidae. Gene Ontology annotation, biological process: transmembrane transport.
CACUGUCACUGCACUUGAUGAGUCAUUUCUCUAUUUAAGCAGUAAUCACCAGUCUGUUCAGAACUUUAUGCUGAGAGGUAAUGCACACAAGUUUGUAACACCUGAGGGAACAGAUAUAAUCCAGCACCACCUGUCAGUCUGAGAGUUUUGGGCAAGAUGCACGUCCGCCCACGUUAUAUUGUUGACCGCUCAGCUUAUUCAAUUCCGGAUUUUGAUGAAGAAUACCAGAAAAAAAUCAGGAGCUACCCCCAUGCACAAAAAGCAAAGAAAUUCUUCAGCUGCUCAACAGCCAGACUCAAAGCCCUGCUCAUUCAGUUCUUCCCAAUAAUUGCAUGGCUGCCGAAAUACAAUAUUAAGAGGAGUUUAAUUUUCGAUAUCAUAUCAGGUAUCAGUGCUGGGACUAUCCAGGUCCCUCAAGGAAUGGCAUUUGCCUUACUGGCCAGUCUCCCCCCGGUCAACGGACUGUAUGCCUCAUUCUACCCUCUUCUUAUCUACUUCUUUCUUGGAAGCAUACAUCACAUGGUCCCAGGUACCUUUGCUGUGUUAAGUAUUAUAGUUGGGACCGUAGUCCAAGCUGAGGCUCCCAUUGAAAAAUUCCAACACUUCAACGAAACUCUGAAUGAAACCGUCACAGAUGUCGGAGCUAUGAAUGAGUAUCGCAUGAGAAUUGCAGGAACUGUAACCUGCUUAACAGCUGUAAUACAGAUUUGCUUAGGCUUUGUUCAGUUUGGUUUUAUCUCCAUCUAUCUCUCUGAGUCCUUCAUCCGAGGAUUCAUGACAGCAGCUGGGAUACAAAUCUUAAUCUCAAUAUUGAAAUACAUCUUCGGGCUGAACAUUCACGCAUACAGUGGUCCACUGGCGAUAAUAUAUACAUUCAUUGACAUCUGUAAACACCUUCCCAAGACCAAUGUAGCAUCACUGAUUUUUGCUAUAAUUACGGGUGUGCUCCUGUACAUUGUCAAGGAGAUUAACGUCAGAUUUAAACACAAGCUUCCUUUCGCCAUUCCGAUGGAAACUAUUGUGGUCAUCGUUACUACAGCAAUCUCAGGAGGUGCAAGAUUACCACAAAAAUAUGGUAUAGAUGUUGUCGGAGAGGUUCCUCUGGGGCUGCCUCCUCCAGAAGCUCCUCUGGUCAAUCUGUGGGGUGAUAUGGUUGGACCUGCGUUCUCUCUUGCCAUUGUUGGAUAUGUCAUUAAUCUAGCUGUGGGAAGGACAAUCUCCUCCAGACAUACCUACACUGUCAAUGCAAACCAGGAAAUGUUGGCACUAGGUUUUGGUAACUUUUUUGGAUCAUUCUUCCGUAUCCAUGUUAUCUGUUGUGCAUUGUCGGUGACUUUGGCCAUAGAAGGAGGUGGUGGAAGCUCACAGUUUGCAAGUCUAUGCGUAGCGAUUGUGGUCUUAGUGGUACUCCUGGCUUUAGGAACAUACUUGGAGCCACUUCCGAAGGCUGUGCUGGGUGCAUUGAUAGCUGUGAACCUGAAAAACACUUUAUUGCAGGUCACAGACCCCUAUUACCUGUGGAAGAAAAGCAAAUUGGACUGUUGUGUGUGGAUAGUGAGUUUCCUGUCAGCAUUUCUGCUCGGUUUGCCCUAUGGAGUGGCUGUUGGAGUUGGAUUCUCAGCAUUGGUUGUCGUCUUCCAGACACAGUUUCGGAAUGGCCAUCUCGUGGCACAGAUAGGAGCCAGUGACAUUUACAGAAAUCCCAAGGUCUAUGACAAGGCAAAGGAAAUCAGUGGAAUAAAAAUCAUAACCUACUGCUCCCCGUUGUAUUUUGCUAAUGUGGAGUUUUUCAGGAAAAAAGUGAUUAAAAAGUCAGGAUUUGAUCCGGUGAAAGUUUUGUUAGCCAAGAAGAAAUAUCUCAAAGCUGUCAAAAAGGAGGAACAGGAAAUAGAUGCAAGGAGACCAAGUAAUCUCUGCACUAAGCAAGUGUCUCUACAGGAGCUGGUGAAAGAGGUAGAAGCUGAAACAGCUAUGGACUGUAAUAAUAACUCAGUAGAUGAAGCACCCAGAAUAUCCUACAUUACAGUCAACACUCCCAACGGGGUACACGAGGGAACACCAAAACCCCCAACAGAUCCGGAAAAUGUUGAAGAUCCCAUCAAACUUGCACACCCCAUAAUUGACAUUCACACUCUUGUCUUGGACAUGAGUGGAGUCUGUUUUGUGGACCUUAUGGGAAUUAAAGUGUUAGGAAAGAUGUGUUCAAGUUACAAGAAGAUUGGGGUAGCGAUUUACCUGGCUGGUAUACGAGAUCAGGUGUAUGAAGAUAUUGAAUCUGGUGGAAUGUUUGAUGAGGGUGGGCUGGAGCGAAGUUGUCUCUUCCUCUCAGUGCACGAUGCUGUCCUGUACGCAUUGGCCAGGACGAGUGAAAACAGACAGGAUGCAGCCAAAGAGAAAGUUUCUGGUGCAGCAGCUGUCUAUAUUAAUGAAGACAUGUCAAGUGAUGAAAAUGAUAACGAUCAGGAUUUAGAACAGGUCAUGUUUGGAACAAUGUUUGAUCAUAGUGUUGGGGACCAUACCAUUCUGUGAAAAAAUUCUGAAGUACUGAAGAUCAAAUGCAAGUGAUUUGCACUCAAAGCCUCAAGAGCUUUCAGAACAAAUAACUUGGCAAAUGUGUAUUGUAGAGUGCUUUGCACUGGCGUCUGAUACACUAAGUAAUGUUGAAAAAGGCAUAACCAUGCAGGCACCAGUUAUUAUUAAACUGUGCAUCUUUUUCUCGGUUGUAGUAUGCUAUUGCUUAUCUAAAACAAUGAUACUCGCGUGGAAUAUCUUGAUUUGGCACAUGUAAAAGUAUGUACUGUUGUACUUUGUUAACCAUGUUUUAGCUCCAGUUCAGACAGUGUCUCGCCACUUGGUGACGAAAUGCUGAAAGUAGGGGCUCCCACUUUUAAUGCUUUUUUUUCGGACAUGUUCAGAAAGGUGGGAAAAACCCCAGCCUGAGGUCACUUGCAACAUGAACUCUUACCCGAAGUGUGCAAGGUGUCAGAUAAAGCGCUGUGCUGCUUAUGGAUCAAAUGAGAUGUAAUGCCAUCGUAAGAGAUAGAAAACAGCAGAAUCUUAAACGCACUUUCUUAUUGCAGUAGCAGUCAGUGCGUAACGAUAAGGACCCAGUAACCUUGGCUGAUAUUUUUUCCUCCUUAACCCCAGCACUGAAACCAGAAGCAGUGCUCCAUCUGUAACCAGAUGACUUAGUACAACUGGGAAUUAAAUCUAGAGCCUUCCUGGUUUGUAAGGAUCAACAACAUGAAUAGAACCAAAGAUUGCAUUCAUUUUAUGUGUCUCUUUGAAGACCAUUUAAGGAGGAUUGCAGUGAAGCAGCUUAAAUACUUUUUCUUCCACGUUAACCUCAACACACAGAAGUAACACAGGGCAAUUUAUAUUUCAUGAAGUCAUUUAAGUGGUUGGGUUCAAUGAAGCACUUUGCAUUUUGGAGAAUGGAAUAUGGUUGAACUAAGGUUCAUUCUGUGUUCCUUGAACAUUAUGUGAUGGUGACCUUCAUUAAGCCCCAGUGUCACUGUCUAAUGGUCAAGCAAACUGCUGCCUCUUAUUCAGAAAAGCAAAACCCACUCCUGUGCCAUUCCCCCACCUUUUAUUGACAGAAGUGCAUUCAAUGCAUGGCUGUGACAUCUCAAUGUAAGUUAUCUUGACAAUACAGGAAUAGGGUAGGGUUUUUCAUCUGCAUAAUUAUGAAGUAUAUCAUUCUCAAAGUAAUAAAUUAAUGUUUUGUUGCACUCCACUGUGAAAUACAAGCAAUUGUUAUUUAAAUGAUGAACACUAGUGUAUGCUAAUGAUAUAUGAAUAAAUGUAAUAUAUUACCAGUA